AUGUCGGUUAUGCUAGAUACCACAUCGUCCCGACUCUUUCAGACUACACGCAACGGAUUCCAAGCCAAAUGCCAGCAGCUCAUUGACGACAUCCUACACAAUGGCUUAUCGCUCGAGAACGAACUCGACGGUAGGGUAGGUCAGCUUCAUAGGUCAUUGGAACAACUUAAGCGAGCCGGCCAGAUGAUGGCCAUUGAUUCCCCGACAAAUGAGCUUGUGGGUGUUGUACCUGCUGGAUUUUUCACCGUUCUGAUCGACCGUCCCGGACAGAACCCUAUGUCCGAGUUUGAUUGGGCCUGCAUCUAUACCGCUGACACUUUGAACAUGCUGACUAGUGAGUUUAUGCGCCACAGGGCCCCUGCUGAAGUCGCCCGCAACCUCGAGACUCAGUCAUUUCUCUGGGAUUUAGUUGUCCCGUUCCCUCCUACGAUUUCCCAGGCUGAGGAUUCUGCCCCGCGGCCAUAUGUGAAUGCUCUUCGGAUCCCUCGUCCGGCUAGUUUCGCUCGUAUGCAUUCUCGAAUUCCGGUGCGGCCUCGUCUUCCUCCCCCCGUCGACACUUAUUUGGCUUAUAACCGGCCGGUUCCUGGUCCUUAUACCCCUGCAUUGCCCCCACGACCGGUCGAUGAGUUCGUGUCGGAUUCUGAACCUGAGUCCCCUCCAGAUCCUAGCACUAUGGGUCUUUAUAGAAGACCUAGUUUACAACCUCGGUAA
This is a messenger RNA of Penicillium griseofulvum, 711 nucleotides long. RefSeq lists its product as uncharacterized. Lineage: Eukaryota; Fungi; Ascomycota; Eurotiomycetes; Eurotiales; Aspergillaceae. The coding region runs from base 1 to 711 and encodes 236 amino acids. The transcript has a single exon. The record is from RefSeq and is a predicted model, not a curated record.